Molecule: messenger RNA, 1239 nt
Organism: Coprinopsis cinerea okayama7#130
Lineage: Eukaryota; Fungi; Basidiomycota; Agaricomycetes; Agaricales; Psathyrellaceae
Exons: 9
Coding region: 1-1239 (412 amino acids)
Source: RefSeq, a predicted model, not a curated record
AUGUCGCAGGAAGCCAUUCAGAUGGUUCGAAAAUUGCUGCUGGCACGGGUCGACUAUUGCCUCCAGGUUUCCAGCGUCGUGCUCCUGUAUUACGAUUAUAUCCUUACUCUUCCAGCUGAGAUUGAACAUUUCUGGAAGAACCCAAGGAAGAUCAGUACAGCUAUCUAUGCCUGCUGUCGAUACGCCCUUGUUGCGAACUUGCUACAUUUAUUGCUGAAGACGCCGGGGACAGGCUUAUCGUCGAAUUCGUUCAUUGAAGCGUUGUCUGACCCACAGCUGAUGUGGGUACUACCGCACAGGUGCAACACGGUCAACCUCGUCACUGCCAUUUUCAGCAUCUUCGGUCACGCCGGAAUUGUUUCUGUAUGGGGCCUCCGAACAUACGCCAUCUGCAAAGGCAACAAGAUCAUCUCCGUGAUUCUCGGGGUUCUCGGUCUUUCAGUCAUCUUCAUGAGGAUGGCGAUCACAGGUGCUGCGUUUGUUUAUGUCAGGCAUGCACCCUCGGGGCCACAGUGCGCGAACCCACCGUAUAUCCAGCAGGUCGGUCUGGCGAGUGCGGGUUUGAUGAUGGCUUUUGAAGCGCUCUCGUUCCUCAUCGCUGCUGUUAGAGCUUGGAGGACGGUAAGGGACGAUGCAAAGUUCUGGGAUAACCCACGGUCAUCCUUGAACACUGUUGUAUUCUCUCAAGGGCUGUUAUACAUCACGGCUGUCUUUGUCCUCGCAGUACUCACAGCGACUUUUAAUAUCCGUGUAUGGGGUGGCAUUGCACGCCCCAUGAACAGCUUCCAACUCCCCCUGUCAGGUCUUCUCACAGCUCGUUUCCUCCUCAAAAUCCGCAUGUGGGAGAAGCGCGAGUUGGCAAUGACCUCACAGAUCGGGCAAGCGUCGAGCUUAGAGUUUACACCAACACCCAUAGAAGACUCGAUGCACACGCACUCUUUCGUCAAGGGCCGAGGGAAGAAGAAAUCUAAACCCUCCUUGAAACUCUUUUCGGCGAGUCGACCUGGAUCUCGCCCCGGAUCACGUCCUGGUUCCUCUUCUCGUUCCGGGAAUCCUACCACGGUCCAGAGCGGGCAUACAUGUCCGCAAUUAUCGAUACCUCAGCCUGAGAGGCUUGCGGUACCUCCAACCAACCGGAAUACCGGACUCCCAAGCCCUGUUCUCCAAACGGAUCGGGAGGGGGCGAUGAUUCGGAUGAGACUACCAGCUCGGAGGAGGGGCAGACCAGAUCGCCGCUGA